Messenger RNA from Perkinsus marinus ATCC 50983, 489 nucleotides. RefSeq lists its product as hypothetical. Lineage: Eukaryota; Perkinsozoa; Perkinsida; Perkinsidae. The transcript has 2 exons. The coding region runs from base 1 to 489 and encodes 162 amino acids. The record is from RefSeq and is a predicted model, not a curated record.
AUGUCAACUUUCACAGGAGAUGGCAAGUACGUAGCAGAUGGCGGUGCUUAUCUGCAGAAACUCUGGGAAAGCCAUAAAUGGAAAGAGAUCAAGAACUGUCCUGGUCGCUAUGUAUCACCCCGUAACAAACGACUCUCUACUCUAACCCCGACGGAGGUCCUCGAUAGUCUCGUGGACUUCGUCAAUUGGACACCUAAGUCAUUGAAGACUGUCGUUGGUCGCGUUGGAUCUCGUCUUAUAUUUAGAGGAGCUCAUAUUGCAGCUAAUGCGGAGAGGGAUAGUUGCUGGUUUUUCACAUUCUGUGAUGGUGGUGGACUGAUUACCUACGAGAAGGCCGAUGGUAUCUUCGUUCACACGUUGAACACUCAGUCGGGUUUGAUGAGGAAGGUGAAUGCGGUGGCACCUAUCGAGCUUUCUGCAGCACUUCAACUGGGGGCGGCUGGUCAGGAAACCUUCCCUAAGGACAUCACUCCCCAGAUCCCCAUGUAA